AUGGCGCAGGUUACGCAGGAGGAUUUCAGCUGGCUCCUGAGCCGAUCCAAAUCCGCAUAUCAGCUUCUGGAUGUCGACACCAGUGUACAGUCACAUGGUCUGCGGCGCGCGUACCGGAAAAAAGCGCUGGUGUUGCACCCCGACAAAAACCAGUCCUCAGACGCAGAGGAGCAGUUUAGAGAGAUCUUGGUCAGUUACCGAGUACUUGACGAGCCAGAGUGGCGCAAGCGGUACGACGAGCACCUGGAAACAGAAUUGGAGCGACAAAAAGCAAGGGCACAGCAAUCUGCACAUCAAAAGUCACUAAAAGAGCAGCUAUUAUUUGAAGAGUCUAGAUACAGGCAAGAUCAAUCCACUGCUCAAUAUCGACAGGUGAAAAUCGAGCAGCUGAGGCUCGAGACAGAGCAGCUGCGCCGAGCUAAAUUAAGAGAAACAGCCAGCAGCGCCACGAUCGUCGAAACAGACAAGUCACGGUUCCCGUGCAAAGUCCGUGUGCGGUGGAAGAGUAAACCCCAAAUAACAGACCUCGUGAGCGCCGAGGUGGUCCAGCAGCUGAUGGAGGUGUUUGGAGAAGUCGUCUCUGUGCAAAUGAACUCAAGCACGGAUGCAGUUGUCACGUAUAAAACAUGGCUUUCGGCAGUGCUGGCUGCCACGCACGAUUAUUCGCAAGUCUCUGACCUCUGGGACGAACGGAAAACUGAAUUUUGA
Ogataea angusta is the source of this 708-nucleotide messenger RNA. RefSeq lists its product as uncharacterized. Gene Ontology annotation, cellular component: spliceosomal complex. Bases 1 to 708 code for a protein of 235 amino acids. NCBI's taxonomy places the organism in Eukaryota, Fungi, Ascomycota, Pichiomycetes, Pichiales, Pichiaceae. The record is from RefSeq and is a predicted model, not a curated record. Gene Ontology annotation, biological process: spliceosomal complex disassembly. The transcript has 2 exons.